AGACCUGGCAUCGCCGGUUCUUUGGUAGGUUUGUGUGUUUCCUCAUGACGGUGGUAAACAGGGUGUCCACGAAACAAGAACGUGUUAAAAUGACAUCUUAUGUUCUCUUUGUAAUCGCCGUUUUGGAGGUCAGAGGUUACGACAUUCACACAGUAUUCUCGUGUGCCGAGCUUCCGGACGGCACCUACGCAGAUCCCGAAGUCUGCACCAUCUAUCACCUCUGCCACUCCAGAAUCAACUACUCCCUGCGCUGUCCCGAGGGACAGGUGUGGGACCGAUGGUUGCACCACUGCCGCCUAGCGGACAUUUCAAAAUGCUGCAGAGGGGACGGCUGUUUGAUGUCCGGGGACGUGGUGGCUGAGGAGGUCGUUGCCGAACUAUCCAGAAGAGUGGAAAGCCUAGAAAGAGAGAACAACCGACCGAACCAGCUGAUGGAACAGGUGGCCGCUGAGAAUAUUCAACUACGGAACGAGCUUGAGCUUCUCAAGGCAAAAGUGGACAGUCUAGACAGUAGACUGACGACAGAACUCGACGUUCCCCUUCCUAACGCAGUGUUUGCGGUGAAGGUUGUGUCGGCAGGGUUUGAUGACUCGGCUGCUGAGGGAGGUUGUGCUGAAGUCUGGGUGGGCGGUCACCAACACGCACUGAAUCGUAGGGGGAUCAAUGUGGUGAUAGUGGAGGAGAUGUCCGGACAAACCGAAGAUUCCCAGCGGUUCGACACUUACGGUGACCCCGAGGCGGGGGUCAAACUCAGGGACUUCCUGCGCGCAGUGACGCCGGGCCGGGUCGUGUUGAUAGCAGUAAAAGACGAAGGAAGCAAGUACGCCGUCGACGCUAUGGAGGAACUUCAACAUCUUGGGUCAAGUUUGGAAAUCUUGGGUUAUCGGGAAUCCUGGGCAGUGAUCGGUAAGAAGGGAAGUAAAACCUCCUGGUUUGUGGAGGACAGAAGACCGAGGUACCAGGGACCCACAGUCAUCGAGGCGCUCAUACCUGUUUCAACAUCAUUCAGGAUAAACUGUACCCGAGAGAAGAAAAUGUUGAGGUUCAUUUGUCUCGUAAUGCUGGCGGCCACGGCGAGCGGGCAAGGGACAGACGCCCAGUGCGAGGGUCGGUCUGACGGUGUGUACGCGGACCUGGAGGACUGCACGGUCUACCACCUGUGUCACGGCGGGCGGGACUACCAGAUCCGCUGUCCGGACGGCUACUUCUGGAGCGACGAUGUCCACUCCUGUAGACUGGCGGACAUCGCACAGUGCUGCUCCGGCCAGGGCGUGUGCGAGGCGACGUCGUACGCGGAAGACGUGACGAUGCUGUCGGGCAGGGUGCAGACCCUGGAGGCGGACUCAGCGGACGUGCAGGCACAGGUCAACAGUCUGACCACCGAGAACACCGCUCUCCGGACACAGAUGACGUCACUUCAGGGCGAGGCCAACAAUCUGACCAUAGAGAACGUCGCACUCCGGACAGAGCUGACGUCACAACAGGGAAUGGUCAGCGGUCUGACCGCUCAGAACGCCAUUCUACGGACCGAGCUGACGUCACUCCAGGUGACAGCGGCGGACCUACAGGACCAACUCAACAACAUCUCAGUGCCGGUAGUCGUCUCACGGACCACUAUCAGUGCCAAAGUCAUCUCUGCUGGCUAUGAUGACCCCGGCUACCUGGGCGGAAGGGGUGAAGUCUUUGUGGAUGGAGUGCAAUACGCCAUGAACGGCCGUGGCUACAACGUGGUGAUCGUGAACGAAAUAACGGGGCAGAUGGAGGAUUCCGUGCGGUUUGACACUUAUGGCGACCCAGCAGCCGGCGUUUCGCUUCGAGACUUCCUCCGUGGGGUUCCAAUAGGCCGUAUUGUGCUGAUCGCCGUGCAUGACGAGGGAAGUAGGUACUCUGGUGACGCCAUGGCAGAACUCAGCUCUCUGGGUUCCUUCUCACCGGAUAUCGCGCACCGCACGUCCUGGGCCAUGAUCAGUAAGAAGGGCAGUAAAACGUCCUGGUUUGUGGAGGACGAGCGGGACCGCUAUGCCGGGCCGACUGUCGUGGAGGCAGAGAUCCCCCUGUCUGUCUGAGAACGACCCAGAACACGGCCCAACACAGAAGGGAAACCAAAAUAAAAUCUCUUCAAACCUA
Messenger RNA from Branchiostoma belcheri (Belcher's lancelet), 2127 nucleotides. RefSeq lists its product as uncharacterized. Gene Ontology annotation, molecular function: chitin binding. Gene Ontology annotation, cellular component: extracellular region. The record is from RefSeq and is a predicted model, not a curated record. NCBI's taxonomy places the organism in Eukaryota, Metazoa, Chordata, Leptocardii, Amphioxiformes, Branchiostomatidae. The coding region runs from base 45 to 2066 and encodes 673 amino acids. The transcript has 15 exons.